Messenger RNA from Linderina pennispora, 844 nucleotides. RefSeq names its product HAD-like protein. Gene Ontology annotation, molecular function: phosphoglycolate phosphatase activity; alkaline phosphatase activity. Bases 59 to 775 code for a protein of 238 amino acids. The record is from RefSeq and is a predicted model, not a curated record. The transcript has 4 exons. NCBI's taxonomy places the organism in Eukaryota, Fungi, Kickxellomycota, Kickxellomycetes, Kickxellales, Kickxellaceae.
UUCCUCUUCUCCAUAUUACACACUAGCCACACUCUUUUACCACUACUGCUGUAUGCCAAUGCCUCCCCAGAAACUCGAGACCCGCCCCGACCUGCAGUCGUUUGUGGACCGCUACGACACGUUCCUCCUGGGCAAGCGCCUGAUCUUUGUGACCAACAACAGCAACACGUCGCGCAAGGACUAUGUGAAGAAAUUCGCCAAGCUGGGGAUCACAGCCGCCGAAGAGGAGAUCUUCAGCUCCGCCUAUGCCACCGCCGUCUACCUGGCCGAUGUGGCCAAGUUUGGCUCCAGCAACAAGUCGGCGUACGUGAUCGGCGGCAACGGCAUCCGCGCAGAGCUCGAGGAGGCACAGAUUGACCUGAGCACCCUCAAUGAGGUCGAGCCCAAUCCCCGAUGUGGGCGCUGUGGUGUUUGGCAUCGACUACGAGGUGUCCUUACCGCAAGCUGGCCAAUGCCCACGUCAACCUGGUGCAUAACCCCGACUGUCUGUUUCAUUGCCACCAACGAUGACCGCACGCUGCCCGGCGGCAAGUACAUGUAUCCAGGAUCCGGCUCGCUGCUCAACUCGCUGGUGUCGUCGACGCAGAAGACCCCCAUGGUCAUGGGCAAGCCCAACCAGCCCAUGCUCGACUGCGUCAUGCGCAAGUACCAUCUGGACGCGGCCCGCACCUGCAUGAUUGGCGACCGCCUCGAUACCGACUCCGUGCUGGCCCCGACCGCGCCCCAGGCAACCUACUACACAUCCAGCCUCGGAAACCUGGCCCAGCUGGCAUAGACCCCAACCCCUUUCUCUAUUUAUAAUGCAAGCCAUAGAACGCGAGCCUAACCUCCCCCGCAUCUGCGU